Molecule: messenger RNA, 1664 nt
Organism: Nerophis lumbriciformis (worm pipefish)
Lineage: Eukaryota; Metazoa; Chordata; Actinopteri; Syngnathiformes; Syngnathidae
Source: RefSeq, a predicted model, not a curated record
AGGACGGAAUAGCCCUCGCAUGUCGGAGAGAAGAAAAGGACAGAAUGGCAUCACGUCUCUGGGCUGAAAGGCCUUGGACACGCAGAUGCUGCGCCUCGAGUCUCGCCUGGAACCAGGCCUUGAAGCCGCUGAUGCCCACCCUCUGCCUGGUGGUGGUCUUCGUGUAUGGCCUGGCCGACAAGCUCCGCGCCUUUGUGGCCGGCAUCUUCAUCCCCCAGUACCACUACCCGUACGUUGUGGGUCUCUGCUUCGGACAGGCUCUAUUGUCCGUGUCCCUCUGCAAUCUGCUGCACGUCCUGGGUGUGGCGCCGCUGAGGCGGUACAGUCGACCCCUGGGCGAGCGACUCCUGGUGCCCUCCAUCUGCAGCAGCGUCCACGCCGUGCUGACCACGUGGGCCCAGGUCAGCGGCUCGCACGCCGUCCUCUUCCCCCUCGCCCGGCGACUGCUGCCGGUGGUCACCGUGGGCCUGAGCUUUGCGCUGAAGGUAACGGCGCCGCCUUCAGGCCACGCCUCCGUGCCGGUCUCCAUCCUGACCGGGUGCUCGCUUGUCCUCACUGCCCGCCAUGGUCCACUGGUUGUGGAAGCCCUGGAGUACAUGUACGCCCCUCUGGCCGUCAUCCUCCUCAGCCUUUCCCUCACCUGGCUGUCCAAAGUGUCCCAAUGUGAGCGCCGGGCGUCCUCUUUGGACAUCUUCUACACCCAGCUGGUCAACCAGUGCUGGCUGCUGGGCCUCCUGUGGACGCUGCACCCGGACGGACCCCUGCUGGUGCUAAGUCGGGCCAGCUGGCACAGCCUCCUCUUCCACGGGUACCUGCUCGCCAUCCUCCUGUUGGGGACGCUGCUCGACUUGGCGCUCGCCAUGACGGCGCUGUGCAAGUCUCCUCUGGCUGCAGGUCUGUUGCAUGCAGCUGCAGAACUGAUGCAUCCUCUGGUGGAGCUACUCUUAUUGAUAUAGUGAUGGUAAAUACCUUAGGUGGUGCUCCAAACGCUUUGUAAUACAUCAUGUUUUUUUUUUUACCACCUCAGGAAACAUAAUGACAACAUUCAAAUACAAGAAUGUCGUUUAAUUAACAAGUAUAUUUAUUUAUUUCGGGCCACUGUAACAAUACAGAGCGUUUGAACAGUAACACUGUUUAAAUAUAGGAAAAUGAAACGCUGUCCUUUAAUCAAGUGAUACUUUGACGUGCCACUAGAUGGCGCCUGUUCCAUGGUUUAGGUCAAGUGGCCCAAAUCAGACUUUUUUAAAUCAAAUUUUUUCCAGCUGACUUUUUAUAUUGCAAGUUUUUUUUAAAUUUUUUAUCAAACUCCAGUGUAAAAGUGCACGUCAGAAACAAGACAAGAUUUAUUUUAUGAAAUAGUUCAGGCAAUCUGCAGAAUAAACAAAGUGGGAGGUGUUGAUGUGCAAAAUCGUUAUUUUCAAAUUAAAAUUAUUUAUAAAUUCUUACCCACGGGGAAAAUGUUAAAAUGAUGGAAUAUGACAGAGUCAGAUGACUGCCCAUUUUGUUGUCAGGAGUCUGAAUCCACCCUGCAUUUGUUUUGGUAUUGUCAUAUUGUGUCUUCCUUUUGGGUGGAAGUUGAAAAAAUGUGUUUAAGGAUUGGUUUGUUUAUGAAGCUUGAUGUGGUUUCUGUUAUUUUGGGAGAGUUCAUUGACAUCCAUCCAGGC